AUGUCCUUCCCCAGCCUUGUCUCCGGAGGUGCCGAAUGCGGACCCUCCAACGCCAUGACUGGACUCGUCAAGAACUUUUCCAGAGACAGAUCCCUCCAGCAGGAUCGCUUUGCAUCAAGUCCUCGCAAUGCCGGAAGCAGUUCUUCGGGAUUCCGAACCAACCGUCCAGGGCAGCAGCAUGGAAGUGAUCAGUUUUCUCAAGAGUUUUUGCAGGCUCAGCAGGGGGGCUCGCAAGAGUUUUUCGAAUUCAACGAGAUGGGCAAGGAACUGGAGGGAAUUCACCAGCAACAGCAACAGCACCAUCAUGCCCAGACCGCCUCUCCAGCAGGACCCGACUGGGCUCUGGACUUUAUGCAGCAGAGCGGACCUGGACCCCAGCAACACCAAGAGUUCCAUAACGAUGCCCAAUUCCAGGAGUUUGAGAAUGUUUUCCGGAACGCACAGCAGCAGCAACAGGGACCACAGCACGGAGCUGGUUGGCAUGCCGAGUUUGCUGCGUUUGAGCAACAGCACGGUGGACUGAAUCAUACCCUCCAACCAGAGCAGAUCGAAGCCUUUGAGCGGGCCUUUGAGGAUGCCAAAAAGGUCAGCGAGUGGGAGUCCGAGUUCAAGACAGAGAACCCCCAGGGCUGGGCCGAGGAGUUUGCGGCUCAAGAGAGCAACCCUGUCGCCGAUCUCGAGAACAAGGAGGCCCUGGCCAAGACUGCAGGACUUUUGCUCGAAUCUGUCGACCCCAACUCGAACGAAAAGUUUAAGAACUCGUCGUUCAUGAACUUUAUGAGACGUCUCCGUGACCAGGAGGUAGCAAUUGAGGGCAACAAGCUAGUCGAACAGACAACUCCCGUCGCGGCGUCCGGCGACUGGGCUGCCUCCUUCAACCAGCAGCAGGACAAGGGCAAGGGCCGAGCCGGAGAUUGGUCGUCUGAGUUUGAAAGCCAACAAAAGCAGCAGGACGGAGGAAGCACAUGGUCGACCGAUUUUGAGAAGCGUAUUGAGCAGCAUAUCAAGAACCGUGAGCCCGGCGGAAUGUGGUCGAGUGAGUUUGCCAAGCAGCAGGAAGGCAGCUGGGCAGAAGAAUUUACCGGAGUGACACAGGCCGUAGGUGGUGGAGACUGGGCACAGCAGUUCAACAACACACGACAGGAUACCGCACAAGACUGGGUUCAAGAAUUCAACUCUUCGAACGCAGCAGAGGAAUUGGAGCAGGCGUUCCAACAACAGCACCUCCAAAACGAUCAGAACGAUAGCUGGGUCGACACCUACCGCAAGAACAUUGCUCACCUAGCUCAGGAUCCCAGCGACAAGGAGUGGGACGCAUUGCAAAAGGACUGGGAGAAGCACGAGACGACAGGAUUGGGCUACAAGGCCUCGGACCCACGGUAUCAGCACUAUGCCUUUGAGCAGAACAACCCCUACAUGGUGGCUGACCCUGCCAAGUUGAUGGAUUUGGCAGCCAGGGGUAACCUCACAGAGUCCAUUUUGGCUCUUGAGGCUGCAGUUCAAAAGGAUCCCACAGAUGCCGCCGCCUGGCACCAGCUGGGUCUGCGCCAACAGGAGAACGAGCGUGAGACGAUGGCCAUCGCUGCGUUGCUCAAGGCUGUCGAGGCCAACCCCAAGGAAUUGAACGCUUGGUUGGCACUGGCUGUUUCUUACACUAACGAAAACUGCAGAGUCGACGCCUACGAUUCUCUGCAAUCCUGGGUUGAGAACUCGGAUUUAUACAGCGGAGUCAUGAAGUCUGUGCAGGGCGGUCAGGGACGUUCGGCUCAGGAGAGGCACGAUUAUGUGACGGGAUUGUUCUUGGAGGCCGCCCGGACGAACCCUGGUGAGAACUUGGAUCCCGAUGUCCAGGUCGCCUUGGGUGUUCUUUUUAAUGUCUCUGAGGAGUACGAGAAGGCCGUCGACUGCUUCCGCGCCGCACUGAACCUCCGGCCAGAUGACUACAUGCUCUGGAACAAGUAUGGUGCUACGCUCGCCAACUCUCACAACACGAGCGCCGCCAUCGAGGCUUACUUCAACGCCCUCAACAUCAACCCAUCCUAUAUCCGUGCACGGUAUAACCUCGCCAUUGCCUGCAUCAACCUCGGUCAACACCGUGAGGCGGCCGAGCACCUGUUGAGCGCCUUGUCUUUGCAGAAUGCUGGCGAUGCUGCAAGAGGUCUCAUGGUCGGAUCGUCGACAGCUGGUCCCCAGCCUGAUGGCGGUAUUGGCGGCAUGUCGCAGAAUGUGUGGGAGACCUUGAAGAUGGCCAUGUACAUGUUGGGACGGUCGGAUCUUGCACAACGUUGUGAGACGACUAGAGACCUGGAUGCCUUCAGGGACGAGUUUGACUUUUAA
Molecule: messenger RNA, 2337 nt
Organism: Linnemannia hyalina
Lineage: Eukaryota; Fungi; Mortierellomycota; Mortierellomycetes; Mortierellales; Mortierellaceae
Source: the annotation of a GenBank genome assembly